This is a messenger RNA of Paramuricea clavata, 1029 nucleotides long. The record is from the annotation of a GenBank genome assembly. NCBI's taxonomy places the organism in Eukaryota, Metazoa, Cnidaria, Anthozoa, Malacalcyonacea, Plexauridae.
AUGGAAGAGUUUGUAAAGUCAUGCAGUGACUGCAAUGUAUUUGUGGAUAAGAAGACGAAGGAGCCGAUCAAACCACACCGAGUACCAGAGAAGUGUUGGGAAACAGUUGCAGUGGAUUUAUUCGGACCAAUGCCAUUAUCUAAACAUGUGGUGGUAGUACAAGACCUAGCGUCAAGAUACCCUGCAGCAAAGUUAGUCACAUCAACAAAGGCAGACAAAGUCAUACCAGCCUUGACAGAAAUUUACGAAACAUACGGCAACCCAGAUGUACAGAUCUCAGACAAUGGUCCACCAUUCAACAGCAUUCAGAUGCAAAACUUCGCCAAGACCAAAGACAUCAAGUUACAGAAAUCACCACCACUACACCCCUCCUCGAACCCAGUCGAAACCUUUUUGCGGCCCUUGGGCAAGCCUACGAAAACUGGGCGUCACAGCGGUAUUCCUGAAAAAGAAAGCCUAAAAAAUGUCUUGAAAUACUACAGACAGACACCCCACCCGGCAACCAAUCUUCCACCGGCAGCUACGAUUUUCCGCUAUGGACAAUGCCUGGACUUUCCUAGAAGACACGCAACAGACGAAGAGAUGAGCAGGGUACGAGAAGCAGACCAGAAGAAGAAAAUGGAAAAUGAAAGUAAAGUAAAUGGUUCCAAGUACCGGAAGAAAUCUCAUUUCAUAAUCGGCGACAAUCUCCUGAUCAGAAACUACAAUAAAUCAAGAAAGUUUGACACUCUCUUCCUCCAGGAAGCGUUCGAGAUCAUUGAUAUGAACAGGGUGGGGAACAUAGUCACGGUACAACAAGAAGGAAGCGGUCUCACCCUGUGUCGCUACCCGGAUGAUCUCAAACCUUCGAAAAGUCGACCGGACAACCGCGAAGAGAAACAGGAGUGCAUGCAGUACGCCGACAUCCAAUGGCCAGAAGUAAUUGAGCACGAUGACGACGACGAGAGCUACUGCCUGGAAAAGAGAGAUACAGCACCACCGCCUAGACGAAGUCAACGGAAACGGACAACCAUUCCAGUUUACAAGUAA